AUGGGCGGUGAAUUCGCCCGAAGGAUCUAAACACACAUAUCGAUCUGUUUAUUAUUAACACUAAUGAGCAAAGUCGCCAUGUAUUCGUGAAGUUGAACAUAUUUUUGGAAGAAGAAGAAGCAGCUGAUACAAAACCCUGGUCACGUUAUUGGAUGUCGGUGUCAGUGUCAGAGUUUUGGCGCGCCUGUGUACGUAAACUGGGAGGACUGGGAGUCAUCAUCAAAGGAUGGCGAGCUGCACGCACGUUUUCCAGAUCUCUGGGAUCAAGAUCAGGGAGAAGAAGAGAGUUCUGGUGCACAGGAUCCAGCAGCUGGGUGGAAAAUACAUAGGAGGCUCAGUCUAUCAGCACGCCAGCACCCAUCUCAUAAUCCCUCAGGUUUUGUCCAGUGAGAAGUUUUUGGCUGCCUGUGCUGCAGGAAAGUGGGUGGUGACUCCAGAAUAUGUGCUAGACAGUUUUAAGAAUGGUUCCUGGCUCCCAGAGGGACCCUAUGAAGUCACCAUUUCCACCGGUGCCACGUCUUCCUUCUGCCCUGUCAGGCAGUGGAGGGAGAAGGUGGCCAGUGGGAGGCUAACUGGGGCCUUCCAGGGCUGGAGGGUUCUUCUAAUGGUCCAAGAGCCCACCCGCAGGGCCAUGUUCAAACGGCUCCUAAAAGCAGGCAGGGCCAAAGUGUAUCACUGCCCUCCUCCCUCUCACGCCUCCGUCACUCAUGUCAUGGCUAAACCCGUCACAGAGGACUCAAAAUCCCACAAUGCACCUUGCUACCCUGUAAGCCACAUUGUCCAGCACCUCUUUGGGAGCAAUUGUGUGGAUAUGAAGUUCAACAUAACGGAUGAUGAUCCAGCAGAAAUGAAGAAGGACCGUUUUGUUGAUGGGGACUUCUCUAAGCUGGAGACAGAGCUCCGGGACUACGUCAUCAAACAGGAGGGCCGGCCGAGAUUGUGCUUCCUUGAAUUUCUGGGUUACCAUGACCCGUACCGUCCACAGUCCCAGGCUACAGAAACAGACUUCAGCAAUGUUGAUAGUAUGUUAGAGUGCGGCCUCUUCAUUGAAGCCUUGGACUCUAUCAGAAGUGCCGUGUUCCCAGGCCUGCUGCCACCAGCGCCCUACCUGAUCUCCCUCUUAGAAUACGCACAGCAGGGUAACGCCACAUCUGUCUUCCUGAAGAAUUUCCAGCAGGUCUUGUCUAUCCUGCUUGUUACCAACCCUCCCUGGCUUGCUCCCAGCACAGUGAAAAAAUAUUUUACCCAGGUGUUGCAGUGUCCUCGGUGUAAAACGGGCCUGUGGCCUUUUCUAGAGACAGCCAUCAGUUACUGCCUGUCCAGUGAGGUCACUUGUCACCCGCUCCCUGGACCUGCCCUGCCAACACUGUUACAUUUCCAUCAUGACCUCCUGGCAUUUUUCUUCAAGCUCUUCCAGGGGGAACUCCACUCUAUCACCACUGGGGAUUUUGUGCUGCCGGAGGGAACAGGAGUCUCUCAGGCUUCAGCAUCCGAAUCUUUGCUGUACGGGACAUUCUGGACUGUGUGGGAGCGCUCCACGCUGUUGUCCCGAGCUGUGAAACAACUAACCCAGCUCUUGGUACAGGCUGUCGUUGAGGACUACGCUGAGAAGCAGAGGCUGCAUUUGGCUGACACCCUGCUGGACCUCCUAUCGGUGUUGGUGGAGUUCUGGUGUCAGCAGCACUUCAAGCUGAACCAGAACCUGGUGGAAAAGGGCCUAAAAGACCUCGCAGAGCACUUUGCUGUUAUCAGCCAGGAUGUGUCUCCGGUGGUUCUAGCAGAGCUGGUUGUCAGCAUCCGCUCUACCAGACUUAAGCUGGUGAUAGCAGAUGCCAUAUUCAGGAGUCUUUGCUGCAGAAAUGGAUUCACAGUUGGAGAUGAACACCUCUCUUUUAAGAAAAUGGUGCUGUCCUACCUGCCUGUUCUGGGAAGUUUAGCUCAGAGUCCCACCGGUGUUCGCCUCAGGACCGGACCCACCUCCCACAGCUGCACCAGCCAGGGGACCAGCUGCAGUGCUCAGAGCUCUUUGGUGAAUGAAACAAGCCCGGAGAAAGAGAACAUCCCCAGAGGUUUGAACAGAGUCAACGCAGCAGGAGAGACCCUCCUCCACAGAGCUUGCAAGAGGAACCAAGUGGAAACAGUGCUUCAGAUCCUGGCGCUUCCUGGCACGGACGUCAACGUUAAAGACCAUGCAGGCUGGACGCCUCUGCAUGAAGCGUGCAACCACGGCAGCACUGCGUGUGUGGAGGCUCUGCUACGUCACCACCCCGCCCCUGUGCUUAAUAACCAGGUGGGUGGAGUCAGCCCGCUGCAUGACGCCGUGCUAAAUGGACACAUGGACAUCACCAAAAUGCUACUGGAGCAUGCAGGCUCAGUUCUCCUGCAGCAGACUGAUGGAAACGGGCGGACUGCACUGGAUCUGGUCUCCGCAACAAGUCAGAGGGAGGAGCUCCUCCACAGCGCGCAUGUCGGAGACGCAGCCUUGAGAAAAAAACACUCGACCGGGGUCUUGAACCUGCCCCUCCUGGAGGCCGGAUCCUCUCUGCUGGCCCACCUCAUUUUCUCCUACAAGCAAGAGAGGGGCUUGCCAGGCCACGCGCAGCCCAGCGACAAGGCCCACAGCCUGGGCUACACGCUGGUCAGGGCCCUGGAGACGCACUCCCACCAAAAAGUGACUCUGGGCUGGACAGACCAGCGGGCGGUGAGGCUGGUGGAGGAUGCAGAGACCCUGCUGGAGCUCGGAAGGGGGAGUUACCUGGGGCAGGUGUCUCAGGCAGUGAAAGAGUGCAAAGGAGAGAAUACGCGGUUCCUAAUGGAGAUACUGGAGGAUCUCAAGUCUCGGGGGGGAGCGCUAGUGGCUGAUCUGUGACGCAGGAUCACUGGACAACACACCGAAAAAGACCCGAAUGUGAAACCAUUGAUUGAAACGCUAACAAAAGAGCAUCUUUGUCAGUUAUAAACAACUGUUAUUAUAUGAUCAUACAAUUCACCAAGGCCUUAAAUGUCUACACCAGCAACAAAACACCUUCAGGCCUCCACAAUAAUGCAGCCUUCUCCCAUCUUCCCAUGUGGGUAAUUGGGUAAGCAUGUGUUUUUGAAGUUAGCUGUGUUUUCAUUUUUACAUGGUUUGGAUAUAUUUCACUACUUUGUUUUAUAUUUCUCAGAUGGAAAAAUGUUUCUGAAAAAUGUAUUUAUGUUGAAUGUUCAUAGUUGCUUGUUUUUUAUGGCAAAACAAUCAUUUCUGUUUAGACUGUUACUACCUCAAACUCUUGUUUUCCACAGCCACUUUUCUUGAUGUUCAAAGAUAUUUUUUUUCAUGUUAACUAAUAUUUAUAAUAAAAUAAAAUGAAAA
Messenger RNA from Sebastes umbrosus (honeycomb rockfish), 3352 nucleotides. It is a transcript of the gene slf1, whose product is annotated as SMC5-SMC6 complex localization factor 1. Gene Ontology annotation, biological process: positive regulation of double-strand break repair. Bases 227 to 2869 code for a protein of 880 amino acids. The record is from RefSeq and is a predicted model, not a curated record. The transcript has 18 exons. Lineage: Eukaryota; Metazoa; Chordata; Actinopteri; Perciformes; Sebastidae. Gene Ontology annotation, molecular function: protein binding.